Messenger RNA from Haemorhous mexicanus (house finch), 2600 nucleotides. RefSeq names its product aarF domain containing kinase 1 (gene ADCK1). The record is from RefSeq and is a predicted model, not a curated record. Gene Ontology annotation, cellular component: mitochondrial inner membrane. Gene Ontology annotation, biological process: mitochondrion organization; protein phosphorylation; lipid homeostasis. Gene Ontology annotation, molecular function: ATP binding; protein kinase activity. The transcript has 12 exons. The coding region runs from base 214 to 1776 and encodes 520 amino acids. NCBI's taxonomy places the organism in Eukaryota, Metazoa, Chordata, Aves, Passeriformes, Fringillidae.
CGGUCAGCGGUCGCCGCCGCUCCCCGGGCCUCGGCAGGUGGCGGUGGGGUCACCUUCGGGGUUCUUACAGGGAACCAGCGCCGUCCCGGCUGCUCCCGCUGGGAACAGGAGAAGCCUAGCUGUAACGUGAGGGACACUUAGGCUCCAAGAGGAAAGGCACAAGCCAGACUGACCCUGCUAAAGCUUCACAAUGAGAAGCAGGAUUCAUCAGUCAUGGCACUACGGGCCUUGAAAUUUGCCUCAUUGACAGCAGCUGCUUCUGGCAUCUAUCUGUAUGGAAACAAGUUCCUGGAUCCUAAUGAUUUUGGAGUUGUUCGUGUGGGCCGAGCCAUUGCCACAACGGCAGUUAUCACCUAUGACUACCUCACCUCUCUUCGGAGUGUCCCCUACGGAUCAGAGGAGUAUGAAUUCCUCAAAUCACAGGUGCACCUGCGCUCUGCUGAGCGCCUCCGGGAGCUGUGCUGCUCCAACCGAGGCACCUUCAUCAAGGUGGGACAGCACCUGGGAGCGCUGGACUACCUCCUACCUGAGGAGUACACCCGCACCCUCAAGGUGCUGCAUAGCCAGGCCCCGCAGAGCACCAGGCAGGAGAUUGAGCAAGUUAUCCGUGAGGAUCUGGGCAAAGAGAUAAAAGAGCUCUUUAUGAGUUUUGAGGACACUCCCUUGGGAGCAGCAUCACUAGCCCAGGUACACAAAGCAGUGCUGCAGGAUGGGAGAACGGUGGCAGUGAAAAUCCAGCACCCCAAGGUCCAAGCUCAGAGCUCCAAGGAUAUUUUGCUCAUGGAGGUUCUCCUCUUGGUUGUGAAGCAGAUUUUUCCAGAUUUUGAGUUCAUGUGGCUGGUGGAAGAAGCGAAGAAAAAUCUGCCCUUGGAGCUGGAUUUCCUCAAUGAAGGCAGAAAUGCUGAGAAGGUUGCUCAUAUGCUCAAAAACUUUGACUUCCUGAGGGUCCCCAGGAUCUACUGGGAGCUCUCCACAAGGCGUGUUCUUCUCAUGGAGUUUAUGGAAGGGGGACAAGUGAAUGACAGGGCCUAUAUGGAGAGGAAUGGCAUCAAUGUUAAUGAGAUCUCUCGCAACUUGGGGAAACUCUACAGUGAAAUGAUCUUUGUGAAUGGCUUUGUGCACUGUGACCCACACCCAGGCAAUGUGUUAGUGAAGAAGUGCCCAGCUUCUGGCAAAGCUCACAUUAUCCUCCUGGAUCAUGGGCUCUACCAGGUGCUGAGCGAAUCAUUCCGCAUGGACUACUGCCGCCUUUGGCAGGCCCUCAUCAAGGCUGAUAUGAAGAGGGUGCAGAAGUACAGCCAGCGGCUUGGGGCAGGGGAUUUGUAUCCUCUCUUUGCCUGCAUGCUGACUGCCAGAUCUUGGGAGUCUGUCAACAGGGGCAUUGACCAGUCACCAGUCUCUGCCAGCGAGGACAUGGAGAUCCGGUCCAACGCUGCUGCUUACUUGCCCCAGAUCACCCAGCUCCUCAACAGUGUUCCCCGCCAGAUGCUGCUUCUGCUGAAGACCAACGACUUGUUAAGGGGCAUUGAGUCAGCCCUGCACACGCGGGCCAGUGCCAGCUCUUUCCUCAACAUGUCUCGCUGCUGCAUCAGAGCUGUUUCCACGUACCAGAGGAGCAAGAGUCACUCACUUUACAGGAGGGCCCAGAUCUCACUCACAGAAGCCCUAAGCCUGUGGCAGAUCAACUUGUAUGAACUCUUUCUGUGGCUGAAGGGGUCCCAGCUGGGGAACUGGGUCAUUGCUCUCCUGAGACGGAUGCAACAUUUCACGUACUGACAUGGACUGGUGGGAGAGGCCUGGGUGCUCCCUCCCUCCCUUCUGUUCUCCAUGGCACAUUUGUCUUUCUGACUAUUUCUGUCUAUUUUUGGGUCGUACUCCACGUUACACGCUGCACUGUCCUUUUCUUUUACAGCAUUAACUUCCUCUGUGGCACAGAGAGGUUGAGUUGGUACCAGAGCCCUAUUAUUUUGUGGUUUAGGAAAAGUAGGUGUGUGAUACCUUGUGCCAGGAAAGACAGGAAAGGAUACUGUCUUUUCUCAUUUGUGCAGGUUAAGUUCCACUCAGAUUCUAGUGGGAUUGUGCUGGAAGCAAAUGCCUCUUCAACUCUUUCUUAAACAAUCUUAAAGAAUUUAAGAGAAUCCCAGCCCUACCUAGAAUGCCCCAAAACAUUUCUCAGACCCUCAGAGGUGGUAAGUUCCUUUAAAAUGCAUUAGUGUUUAUAUUAGUUUGUGCAAUCUCCUUAGUUUGAUUUCUGUUUAGGUGUGCAGAAGGUUUCUCAGAGGAGUGAGACCAUGUGGAAAGCUGUCACUAGGGUUUUCUCUUCCAGCACCAGGGAAAGAGGACUCAAAUGGUGAGAGUGGUGGACUGGGAGUCCAAGUUUCUAAGGUUCAUCUCCAGUCCUGUCAGCAAGUGCCUUUGUUUUUGGACUUCUCCCGGCUUGUUUCUUUGCUGGUAAAAUGGGAGAAGGGGACAGUGAUCUUGCCCCUCUUCUGAAAUUCCAGGAAGGCAGUAGGAAUGACAGCUCAGGGUUCUGAAACUGCUGGUAAUGUAUGUGUACUGUACAAUACUUCCACACAACAAAAUAAAUGUGUUGUAUCGAA